UGAUUCAAAUAUUCCCAUUCCACUACUUAGCUAAUACAAAUAUAAUCAUGUAUUAUCCUUCUCAUCUUUUAGCAUUAUUAUUUUCUUGGUUCUUAGCCAUUUUUGUUGCUCGCAAAUACAAAAUUAGAAUCGGAACAAGUGCAGGAAUAGGGGCACCUAAAGGUCCCGUUGCGUGGCCCUUUAUAGGUCACCUCCAUCUGCUUAGUGGCCAGCUUCCCGUUUGUCGAACCCUUGGACUCAUGGCUGAUAAAUAUGGACCUAUUUUUCAACUGCAGCUUGGAGACCGUCCAGCUCUUGUUGUCAGCAGUUGGGAAAUGGUUAAAGAUUGCUUCACAGCUGCCAAUGACAAAAUAUUUGCUAGUCGACCAAGCAUGGCAAUAAGCAAGUACUUAGGUUAUAAUGGAGCCGUUUUCGCUUUUGCCCCUUACGGACCAUACUGGCGUGACAUUCGUAAAAUAAUAACUCUUGAACUCUUAACCAAUAGUCGCCUUGAGAAGUUGAAGCACGUCCGUACAUCAGAAGUGGAUUUUUGUAUUAAAGAAUUGUACUCAAAUUGUAGAAAUAAUUUUCCUGUACAAGUGAACCUAAGUAGCUGGUUUGAGGACAUAACGUGUAAUAUAAUCAUUAGAAUGCUUGCUGAGAAGCGAUUAACUGGAUGUACCGACGAUAUGAAUUUCAAAGAAUCUAUAAAGAAAGCGUUGUACCUCGGUGGAACUUUCGUUUUUUCUGACGCAAUUCCAUCGCUUGAAUGGAUGGAUAUUGGUGGGCAUAUUAAAGCAAUGAAACAAACCUUUAAAGAAGUUGAUAUUGUCUUUGAUAGAUGGUUAAAAGAACAUAUCCAGAAAAGGAAAGAUUCUCAUUCUACUGGAGACCAGUCUGAUUUUAUUGAUAUCAUGCUUUCUACCCUUCCAGAGGAAACCAUGGAGUCUGGAUACGACCGUGAUGCCAUUAUCAAGUCAACAAUUUUGAUACUUGUCAUGACGGCAUCAGAGAGCACUGCAGAGACAUUAAUAUGGAUACUAUCUCUGUUAAUGAAUAACACCCGCUCAUUGAAAUUAGCCCAGGAUGAGUUAGAUGAGCACAUAGGAAGAAACAAAUGGGUUGAAGAGUCCGAUAUCAAGAACCUUCCCUGUUUGCAAGCCAUAGUAAAAGAAACUUUACGUCUCUACCCUCCCGGUCCCUUGGCGGGGCCUCGAGAGGCCAUUGAAGACUGUUACGUCGGUAAGUAUCAUAUUAAAAAGGGCACUCGUUUGAUUGUUAACCUGUGGAAGCUUCAGCGAGACCCGAAAAUUUGGAAAGAUCCAAAUGAGUUUAAACCAGAGAGGUGGUUCUUGAAGGAACAUACAAAUAUUAAUUUUAGAGGACAAAAUUUUGAGUAUAUUCCUUUUAGCUCUGGAAGAAGAAUGUGCCCUGGUUUGAUGUUCGGAACCCAAGUAGUGCACUUGACGCUAGCGAAAUUACUUCAUGGAUUCAAUAUUUCAAUGCCAAGGGAGGAACCAGUAGAUCUAAGUGAAGGCUUAGGCAUUUCCUUGCCUAAAGUCAAGCCUCUUCAACCAUUUCUUUCUCCCAGAUUGGCUGUGGAACUCUAUCAAAAUCUUUGAACAAGUAAACAUAAUAAAAGAUAUGCAGGUCGAAUUUCAUAAGUUGAUGCCUAAUAUAUGCACGGCAUUAUUAAAUAAGUAGUACAUAUAUUGUAGGUUUACUAAAAAAGGGCAGCCCGGUGCACUAUAUUGUAGGUUUACUAUUUCUGUAUAAAAGGAUUAUGAUGUUUAAAGUAUCAUCACCAAAAGGUUAAAUUUUGGGACAAGUCAUUGUUUCCUUGUAUUUGAUGGUAAGACUUUGAUGCUUAUAAAUUACGCAAAAAGUACUUUUUAGU
This is a messenger RNA of Solanum dulcamara, 1876 nucleotides long. Its product is annotated as xanthotoxin 5-hydroxylase CYP82C4-like. The record is from RefSeq and is a predicted model, not a curated record. Lineage: Eukaryota; Viridiplantae; Streptophyta; Magnoliopsida; Solanales; Solanaceae. Gene Ontology annotation, molecular function: heme binding; oxidoreductase activity, acting on paired donors, with incorporation or reduction of molecular oxygen; monooxygenase activity. Gene Ontology annotation, biological process: defense response to other organism. The coding region runs from base 48 to 1601 and encodes 517 amino acids. The transcript is spliced from 2 exons.